This is a messenger RNA of Puccinia graminis f. sp. tritici CRL 75-36-700-3, 935 nucleotides long. RefSeq lists its product as uncharacterized. The record is from RefSeq and is a predicted model, not a curated record. The transcript has a single exon. NCBI's taxonomy places the organism in Eukaryota, Fungi, Basidiomycota, Pucciniomycetes, Pucciniales, Pucciniaceae. Bases 248 to 601 code for a protein of 117 amino acids.
UUCCUAUAUCUCACAAAGGGUAUUCAGCACCAAAAUCUGUAUCCCAUUCUUCUCUGUAAUUCAGCCUCUUUUUAAUUGAGGUAGCACCCUUUUAGUCCUCCCUGCUGAUCUACUCCUUAAAAUCAACCCACACUGAAGUUUUGUGCCCAUUUAGAAAUCUAAUCAGUGAUAUCUGCUUUUCUCUCAGCCACCAAUACCCAAAGAUAUCUUCAGUUUUCCUUUACUUUGAUCACAACAUUGACUCACCAUGAAGUACUCAGCAAGAGCCUUGAUUUGUGCAGUACUCUUUUGCGGUGCCCACCCCCAGUUGGCAAUGUUAAAUAGUGAAACUUUCAAAUGUAGUGAGUGUCAAAGUGUUGAUGUUGCGGUAUCCACCCACCAUGGGGAAGAGUGUGGUAUGAAAACAUUUUGUCUGGGAUGUAUUUCAAAUGAUAUUUGCAAGAUGAAGGUUCCAAAGACUCAUGUUCAAUGUUUGGACUGUUCAACUAAAAAAACUUUCUCUCAAUGUGAGGGAAGCAAAGUUACCCACACAUUCAAUGAGUGCCCUGCAAAUGGAAACCAUCAAAAAUUUGAAGAGCCCCCCCAAAUACAAGCUCCAUAGAGAAACUUCAAUUAGUGGUGGAAAAAUGAAUUUGAUUAAUAUGUGAAUCUCUUGUACAUAACUGAUAUUAUAAAUGACAUGCAUUUGAUCAAGUGCCAAGAGAAAAAUUAAAAAUUAACCAAUCUAUAUUCAUUAGUCUUCAAUUAUGUAGAAAUCUCACACACAUCAAGUCAAAUAUCUUGUUCCAAUAUUCUUUAUUUCUUCAUAUUUAUUUCACAGUCAAACAUGAUUUUAUGAGUGCUCAUCAAACCAAAUCUGUAAAUAGAUUAUGAAGGGAUCCAUAUAAAUAUUGCCAAUUUCAUCAUCCCAAUUUUAUCAAAUAUAAGUGGAUUUG